GUCGAGGAACCCACCCGGGAACAAUUGCGACGCGUGGCCUUGGUCACCGCCGUGCCCUUUGUCGGCUUUGGCAUUAUGGACAACGCCGUCAUGAUUCUCGCCGGAGACGCGAUUGAUACCAGUCUAGGUGUACUCCUGGGGAUAUCGACCAUGUGUGCCGCCGCGAUUGGCAACAUUGUCAGUGACGUGGCUGGCAUUAUGCUCGGGACCGUCAUUGAAGAUUUUUGUACCAAUCAAUUGGGUUUGCACGCACCACCACUCUCCACGGCCCAACGGCAAUUGCGUUCGGUGCGCUUCGCCAAUCAGUUUGGCUGUGCCGUCGGUAUUGUCAUUGGUUGCAUUAUCGGGAUGCUCCCUUUGCUCUUUAUUGACUCGCAGAAAGUACAAGUCCGCAAACGACAA
This is a messenger RNA of Phaeodactylum tricornutum CCAP 1055/1, 402 nucleotides long. RefSeq lists its product with no specific name. Gene Ontology annotation, cellular component: mitochondrion. The annotation marks the transcript as partial. The transcript has a single exon. NCBI's taxonomy places the organism in Eukaryota, Bacillariophyta, Bacillariophyceae, Surirellales, Neidiaceae. The record is from RefSeq and is a predicted model, not a curated record.